CAAACACUAUUUAAGUCUGGAAUCACCUACCACUCAUUAACCACCUUGAACACUGAUACUUCUCCUUUUCAGUCGCAACAGCACCCCCACCCACCACGGCAAGGCAUUCUUACGCCUUUACCUUUCUUUUGGAGCUUGGUUGAUCCUAUACUCAUCCAGGACAGAAGGGGUUUCGGUAUCAGCAUCGUGAAUUUGCGUUAUUUCCGGCAGCCAUUGCAUUCAUUAUGCGGUCUCUCGCCCCCUUGGUUCUCAGUUUUCUAAAGGCAUCGAGCGUAGCAUAUGCUGCGGAUGCUGCGGAUACUGAAUCCAAUGUCAUCUCACUGAGCACGGACACGUUCGAAAGCUUUAUGUCUGAGCAUAAUUUGGUGCUUGCGGAAUUCUUCGCGCCCUGGUGUGGUCACUGCAAGGCUCUUGCUCCCAAAUAUGAGGAAGCAGCCAUAGAGUUGAAGGCAAAGGAUAUUCCUUUGGUCAAGAUCGACUGCACUGCAGAAGAGGACCUGUGUAGGAGCCAGGGUGUCGAGGGAUAUCCGACUCUGAAGAUAUUCCGUGGACCGAACUCGAGCAAGCCUUAUCAGGGUGCGCGUCAAGCAGAAUCUAGCAUCGUAUCAUACAUGGUCAAACAAUCACUUCCUGCCGUAUCACCUGUCGAUGGCAACAAUCUCGAAGAGAUGAAGAUCAUGGACAAAAUUGUUGUCAUCGGCUAUUUCGAUUCUACGGAUAAGACAACGCAUGACAUUUUUGAGACCUUCGCCGAAUCCCAAAGAGAUAACUACCUUUUUGCGGCCGCAAGUGACCCCGCAGUCGCCAAGGCGGAGGGAGUCCAACAGCCGGCUGUUGUUCUGUACAAGGACUUUGAUGAGAAGAAGGCCGUUUACGACGGCGAAAUUGACCAGGAAGCUCUACUCGGUUGGGUGAAGACUGCUAGUACCCCCCUUGUGGGUGAGAUUGGACCCGAGACUUACUCUGGCUAUAUCACUGCUGGUAUUCCCCUGGCAUACAUCUUCGCCGAAACGAAGGAAGAGCGUGAAAAAUUCACUGAGGAAUUCAAGCCAAUUGCGGAGAAGCACAAGGGCUCUAUCAAUGUCGCUACCAUUGAUGCUAAGAUGUUCGGUGCACAUGCAGGCAAUCUCAAUCUUGACCCUCAAACCUUCCCCGCCUUUGCUAUUCAGGAUCCCGCCAAGAAUGCCAAGUAUCCAUAUGACCAGUCCAAGGAACUCAAGGCAGACGAUGUGGAAAAGUUCAUCCAAAAUGUCCUUGAGGGCAAGAUCGAACCCAGCAUCAAGUCGGAGCCCAUUCCGGAGACUCAAGAUGGCCCGGUUACGGUUGUUGUAGCGCAUUCCUACAAGGAACUUGUUAUUGACAACGACAAGGAUGUCCUGGUAGAGUUUUAUGCGCCAUGGUGCGGACACUGCAAAGCUCUUGCGCCGAAAUAUGAUGAGCUUGCUGGCCUCUACAUCAAUAACCCUGACUUCGCGGCCAAGGUCACCGUUGCCAAAAUCGAUGCAACGGCAAACGACGUACCGGACCCCAUUACUGGAUUCCCAACCAUCAGACUGUACCCAGCCGGUGCCAAGGACUCUCCCGUCGAAUAUGAAGGCUCACGCACUGUCGAGGACCUUGCCAAGUUCAUUUUCGAGAAUGGAAAGCACAAGGUGGAUGCUUAUACAAAUGCCGAACAACAGCAGGAAGACGCAGACGUCACUACUCCCCCUGUUGCGGCUCCCGCAGAAGACGAAACCCCCGAAGCAACCAAAGAAGGCGCGGUGGAGCAUGACGAACUCUGAAUUGUCACAGGAAGUUCUUUUCCCCUCUAAUGAAAUUGUACCUUAUCAUCAUCAUCAAUCUAGCCAGUAUUCCCGGUUCCUGCUCGAGCUUAUUCAUCUCUACGUGC
Aspergillus homomorphus CBS 101889 is the source of this 1891-nucleotide messenger RNA. It is a transcript of the gene pdiA, whose product is annotated as protein disulfide isomerase PDI1. Lineage: Eukaryota; Fungi; Ascomycota; Eurotiomycetes; Eurotiales; Aspergillaceae. The transcript has 4 exons. The coding region runs from base 225 to 1784 and encodes 519 amino acids. Gene Ontology annotation, biological process: protein folding; response to endoplasmic reticulum stress. Gene Ontology annotation, cellular component: endoplasmic reticulum. The record is from RefSeq and is a predicted model, not a curated record. Gene Ontology annotation, molecular function: protein disulfide isomerase activity.